Chilo suppressalis (striped riceborer) is the source of this 849-nucleotide messenger RNA. Lineage: Eukaryota; Metazoa; Arthropoda; Insecta; Lepidoptera; Crambidae. The record is from the annotation of a GenBank genome assembly.
UAUAAAUGCCUGGGGAUUAUUUACGGAGGCACAGUGCAAAAGAAGCUUCUUAUCUGGACGUGUGUAGAGUAAACAAAUUGGGGACAAUGAAAUUGCUUAUAUUAACCGCCGUCAUCGCCAUCUCAUCGGGAGCUCUUCUACCAUCCAACACUUACAUUCCACAAAAUCAAGGCCCAGCUCGGCCUUCAAAUACAUACCUGCCUCAAAACCAAGGAGGUUCUUCCGGCCAAGGAGGUUACCAGCAAGGUCAGUUCGGCCAAGGAGGUUCUGGCUUUGGUGGUUCUGGAAGCAAUGGUAACAGAAGACCGCAGCAAGAAGCGGAAAAGAACGCGGCCAUUUUGAAACAAGACCAGGAUAUCAAUGAUAAUGGCUUCCACUACAGCUAUGAAACCUCAAACGGUAUCAGGGCUGAGGAAGGCGGUAACGCAGCGCAGACCCAAGGUGGCUUCUCCUACAAGGGUGACGACGGUCAAACGUACACGAUAAUCUUCACCGCCGGAGAAGGUGGCUUCAGGCCUCAGGGCGAUCACAUCCCGGUACCACCUCCCACUCCUGAAGCUAUUCUGCAAGCUUUAGAGCAAAACGCUAAGGACGAAGCUUCUGGGAUUUUUGAUGAUGGUCAAUACAAACCCGAUAACAAAGGUCAAGGUAACUCAGGUUAUGGAUCAGGACCAAGCUUCGGCUCAGCAAACCACCAAGGAUCUUUCAACUCAAAUUCUGGCUACAAAUAUUGAUAAAACCAUAGAAGAAAUAACCGAAAUGUACAAAGCUACUAUGUUAAAUAUAUUAUAAAAUUAGUUCUACCUUAUAUUUAUGUAAAUUGUUCAUUAAUAAAGAAGAUCGCAGUUC